CACGACGAAUAUCUCGACCCCGACCUCGGGAAUCGUGAUGACGACGACUUCGAACAUGGUUCUUUUUGGACGAAGAGUCUAGCGGAGAUUGAUGACGAAACGCCACCCACGUGGAAAAGCAAAUACGGGCGACCGUCUGAUUGGGCUUUUACUGACGGGGUCAGCCAGCGCGACAUCAUCGCUUUCGCGGAAAUCAAAAUGGAAGAUGAAGAAGGCAACGUAGUGAAUGAUGGUGAUUGGCCAAUUACUAUCAACUGCAAAUAUGUCUAGGUCUGCAAGAGUGCAAGACUUGUAAUGCUGAACUCACAUCAUCAUCCCAAGGCCAAACUCUGUAAUGCGUGUUGCGGAAGGGCGGUGUUUGUUCUGUGUCAUGCAAAAACGUCGCCUGGUCGCAUGCGUCUUCCGCACCACAAGACCGUUCAAAAAUGUGUCAUGCUCGGUUGUGUACUCUAGUCAUUUCUUCAUUCUUGUAGUAGCAUGACAAGUUUGAGUUUCCAGUUCCAGACAUAUUUGCAUGUGAUAAUUACGAAAGAGGAAUGGGAGGCCGUAGGCGGAAGAGACGAGCAGUGGGCCUGGCUCUGCUGGACAAACCCCCAUGCGCCGGGGGAAGACGCUGAUUGUGACGAAAUAAAAGAAUAUUCAUGGCAAAUAUUUUGUCUGGGUCGGGAAAUAAGUUGUGAGGCUUGUCUGUGAAUAAAUAAGUGUUGUGCUGCCGCGCAUGACUGGUUUUUGCGCGGUGGCUAUGUGUUGCCUUUUUCGCAUGAGAAACUGCGUGUAGUUUGCAUUACAUACAAAUAGAGUGGAGUUGUCGGCGGGGGAGCAUGCAUUACAGCAGUGCAGAGUCAUGCCGCGCAAGCAUGACACGUCUCGCCUUCUUCCGGACCCAGGCAUAAGUAUUUGCAUUUGAUAAAGAAGAGGAUUGGAACCUGCACCCAAAUCCGGGUGCAGACACAGACGGUCCGCAUACAGAUAUUCUGCGUAAAAACGCUCCCACACAAUAUUUGUCAUGCGAGUCUGCAUGCCCCGAAUGUCUCUCAUGCGCAGUAUGUAAUUUGUAUGUAAGGCGUUGGGUUACCAGAGCCGAUCCACAUAACAACAGCAGUCCGCCGAGGAGCAUUUUCUGAGGGUUUUUUUAAAGUAGUCACUCUCGAAUCAGGAUCAUGUUGCAACGCGGCUUUUAUAGCCAAGCAUGACUACACUGACUACAUUGUCCGAAAAAUUCGGCAGCCUACGGAGUUCACAAAGCUUCUUGAUUUGUCCAGCAGAUUAAUGCGCCAGCAUGACUAUGGGAUGCUGGGGACGUUUUCACACAGGAUACGGAAGCCGUGUGGGUGGCAAUGGUCUGCAGCAAAUUCCGCCACGUCAAUCGCAGCCUUGUCAUCGCCAAAAUGGGCAGCUGAAGAUGCUCAAAGCUCUGACAUAGCCGUUGACGAAAAGUACACGGCCCUGGGUUUGAGCGAUAACGAGAACCGGUUUCUGCAAUUACUCGACGGAAAACAGAAGGGGACUCGGUUACCGAGUCGGAUGUUUCCAGCCUUUGCGGCGGUGAACAUGUGCCCUGGCCGCACCUGCCCCGCCGCGCUUUCGAUGUGGAUCUGGCGAGCUUUCAAUUGUGCGCCCAACACUACGGCAUUCACCUCGACGACGGCGACGAUCGAUUGUUCAAAAUUUUGACCAGGCACACGGACGUGGGCGAAGUCGUAUCCAUCAACGGGGAAAAAAAGGUCUCGGGCAGCACGGUUAGCACCGACGUGAUGAGCAAUGCGCAAGAGCAGGACUGGUCGCUCCAGGCUAUGACGCAGUGGGCGCAACAUAACCUUGACGAAGGCAGCAAUAACGGCGAGGGCGAUCCUGUUGACACGCCUGUUGUACGUCAGUU
Amoebophrya sp. A120 is the source of this 1879-nucleotide messenger RNA. The record is from the annotation of a GenBank genome assembly. NCBI's taxonomy places the organism in Eukaryota, Dinophyceae, Syndiniales, Amoebophryaceae.